This is a messenger RNA of Aspergillus eucalypticola CBS 122712, 1018 nucleotides long. RefSeq names its product protein transporter TIM23. The record is from RefSeq and is a predicted model, not a curated record. Gene Ontology annotation, biological process: protein import into mitochondrial matrix. The coding region runs from base 209 to 1018 and encodes 269 amino acids. The transcript has 2 exons. Gene Ontology annotation, cellular component: TIM23 mitochondrial import inner membrane translocase complex; mitochondrial inner membrane. Gene Ontology annotation, molecular function: transmembrane protein transporter activity. Lineage: Eukaryota; Fungi; Ascomycota; Eurotiomycetes; Eurotiales; Aspergillaceae.
AACCGCGCAGUCACCAGAACCUCAAUUCCAAUCCCUCCCCAAGCUCUCGGAUUGUUCGCCAGUGUUCUGAUCUCCUCCUCUUUUCCUUUUCCUUUUUCUCCUUUCCCUUUUCUCUCUCUAUUCUCCUAUCUGUAUUCAUAUUCUCCAUAACCUGUUUAAUAAAUUCACCCACACCUUCCCGCCAAAUUCAACCACCUCACUAUCCAACAUGUCGAACAUCUGGGACUCCAUCACCGGUCGCAAACAAUCCAAGGGCUCCGAGGCCACCGCAUCAGCACCAGAUGCUACCAGCUUCCUAGCCGAUCUUCCCGACCCCUCUCAGCUCCAUCCCCUCGCCGGCCUGAACCAAGAUACCCUCGACUACAUCACCCUCGAAGACUCCGCGCUCGACCAAACACCCGGAUCGCGCUCUGUGCUGCCCUCCCGUGGAUGGUCCGAUGAUCUCUGCUAUGGAACAGGAACGACUUACCUUGCUGGUUUGACUCUCGGUGGUGCCUGGGGUCUGGCGGAGGGACUGAAGAAGACGCCCGUCACCGCUCCGCCGAAGAUCCGCCUCAACGGUGCUCUCAACUCCAUUACGAGACGAGGACCUUUCCUCGGUAACUCGGCUGGUGUGGUCGCGAUGGUCUACAACGGGUUUAACUCCGGUCUGGGCUACGCGAGGGGUAAGCACGAUGCUGCUAACAGCAUUGUGGCGGGUGCGUUGAGUGGAAUGGUCUUCAAGAGCACGAGGGGUCUUAAGCCUAUGGUGAUUUCGGGUGGUAUCGUUGCUGGCAUUGCUGGUGGUUGGACUCAAGGCUAUCCUGUAAACGCCAACAGCCGCCCAUUCUCUCAUAACUGUAUUUUAGCCCUCGACUCGAUACCUCGACCCGAGUCAAUCCACCUGAUCCGUCCACGCGUUUCGGAAUCCCCAUAUGAUUGUAUGGUAUAUGGCCUCUUCACCAAAGACGGAGUGAAGGAACAUCAGCCCUGCCUAAUGUCCCCCACUCCGUUUUGUUUUGUUUUCUCGCUGUAUUAG